Messenger RNA from Salvia hispanica, 4720 nucleotides. Its product is annotated as Transducin family protein / WD-40 repeat family protein. Gene Ontology annotation, cellular component: cytoplasm. The record is from RefSeq and is a predicted model, not a curated record. NCBI's taxonomy places the organism in Eukaryota, Viridiplantae, Streptophyta, Magnoliopsida, Lamiales, Lamiaceae. Gene Ontology annotation, molecular function: protein binding. Gene Ontology annotation, biological process: tRNA methylation.
CCUUUCUUCAAGUAUCCAAAUUUGUCGGAAGAAGCUGAUUGCACCGGCUGCGUAAAUGGGGGCAACAGAGCCUACCCAAUGCCAGCUCCGCCGCGGGCAGUAUCUCGGAGAAAUAUCAGCACUCUGUUUCCUCCAUCUUCCCGCCAAUCUAUCCUCUCUACCUCUCCUUCUGGCUGGGACCGGCUCUCAGAUUCUGGUCUACGAUUUGUCGAUUGGAGCGCCGCUGAAGUCGUUUCAAGUCUUUGAAGGGAUUCGUGUUCAUGGGAUCUCUUUGGAGAAUUUGCACAAACAGUUGGCGGCUUCUGCUGUUUCUUUCCGUGUUUGUGUUUAUGGGGAGAGGAGAGUUAAGAUUUUCACCCUGCGGGUUGAACCGGGCGGCAAGGAGGAGCCAGUUCUGCAUUUGGAGCUGAAUCUCAUCCACUCGCUGCCUAAAUUUAGGCAUUGGAUCAUGGACGUUUCCUUCUUGAAGGAUGUUGCAACUGCGAGUGAGGAUCCCCGUUACCUUGCCAUCGGAUGCAGUGACAAUUAUGUGUACUUCUGGGAUAUCUCAAGAUAUAAUAUGUAUUCUGAAGUUAAAUGUGCCGAGAGGUGUCUGUUGUACUCAAUGAAGAUGUUUGGGGAUGAUAUUGACUCUCUUCGUAUUGCUUCUGGUACUAUCUUCAAUGAGGUAGUUGUUUGGAAAGUCAUUUGUCAGAAUGGUGCCAAACAACCUGGAAGUCAUGAGGAAGACCAUUUGCAGCUGAACGGUGACGAGGGCUUCUCCUAUCCUGGCCCCAACUAUAAAGAUGCUCUUAUAAGUAGGCUUGUAGGGCAUGAAGGUUCAAUUUUUCGUAUUGCGUGGUUCUCUAAUGGGACUAAACUUGUUUCUGUUUCUGAUGACCGCAGUGCUCGUAUUUGGGAGGUUCAGGCAGAGAAAGGAAUUUCAUGCAAUGCUGCUCAGGAACAGGUCAAUCAAAUUGAGGGCCCUGUUCUAUUUGGGCAUAAUGCAAGAAUUUGGGACUGCUGUAUAUUUGAAUCUUUAAUCAUCACUGCUGGUGAGGACUGUACAUGCCGUGUUUGGGACCAUCAUGGCAGAGAACUCAAGGAAAUCAAGGAGCAUAUUGGGAGGGGAGUAUGGCGAUGUUUAUAUGAUCCCGGCUCUUCACUUCUAGUUACUGCUGGUUUUGAUUCAGCAAUAAAGCUUCACCAGCUUUGUAUUUCUAAUGAAGGAAUAGAGAAAACAGUUGCAUCAGAGGAUUUCAGUGAUAGAAAGGAAGCUUUUGCUCUUUCUAUACCAAAAUCAUCAUCAUAUGGUGGGUUCAUGGACAGCAAAAGUGAGUAUGUCCGCUGUUUAAACUUUUCGCGUGAAGAUUCACUUUAUGUGGCUACCAACAAUGGUUAUCUGUACCAUGUUAAUUUAUGCAAUACUGAAGCUGCCAAGUGGACUGAACUUGCUCGUAUCAGUGAGGAAGCACCGAUCAUCUGUAUGGACUUAUUAUCAAAAUGUUCUGACACCCCAGACAAAUGUGAAGAUUGGAUUGCUGUCGGGGACGGGAAAGGCGGAAUGACAAUUGCUCGUGUAGUUGGAACUGGUUGGAAAGUAGAAGUUGAAUUUACUUUUACUUGGCUAGCUGAAGAAGAGAGACAUCUCUUAGGAACUUAUUGGUGCAAGUUGCCAGAAGCUAGGUUCAUUUUCACUGCUGAUCCCGGUGGUAGACUGAAGCUAUGGAAGCUAUGCCACAAUUCACACUCUGCUUCUCUUAUUGAUAAAGGAAGUUAUGAUGUGUGCUUAAUUGCAGAGUAUGCUUCAUGCUUUGGGAAGAGAAUAAUGUGUCUGGAUGCUUCAUUUGAUGAAGAGUUGAUAGUAUGUGGUGACAUUCGUGGUAAUCUGAUACUGUUUUCUUCACCAAGAAUCCUACUCAGCAGUAAUUCUGCUACCACAGAAGUCAAAGGAUCACCUGUGAAUUAUUUCAAAGGUGCUCAUGGAGUGUCAAGCGUUAACAGUGUUUCUAUUUCUAGACUGUCGUCUGAUGAAGUCGAUAUACGCUCGACGGGAGCAGAUGGAUGUGUAUGCCAUUUUCAGUAUGAAAGGGAUCUGCAAAGCAUGGAAUUCAUAGGGAUGAAGCAAGUCAAAGAAUUAGGCGCAGUCCGAUCUGUCUUCACCACAGACAGUUGUGAUGACUCUGUUGUUUCCGAAUAUGCUGUUGGCUUUGCAUCAGAUAAUUUCAUAAUAUGGAAUUUGACUUCAGGAACAAAGGUCCAACAAAUUACUUGUGGUGGUUGGCGGCGUCCGCACUCGUAUUAUCUUGGCCACUUGCCUGAGAUGAUGAACUGCUUUGCUUUUGUUAAGGAUGAUGUCAUAUAUAUUCAUAGAUACUGGGUGCCUGAAAAUAAUAGAAAAAUAUACCCUCAGAAUCUUCAUUUGCAAUUUCAUGGGAGGGAGAUUCAUUCCUUGUGCUUUAUCCAUGAACAAUCAUUGUACAGUCAAGAUGAAAACCGUGGAUUGGCUGCCAAAUCUAGUUGGUUAGCUACCGGUUGUGAAGAUGGAACAGUGCGAUUGACUAGGUAUGAGUUAGGCACGGAGAAUUGGUCGUCCUCCCAACAUCUCGGGGAACAUGUUGGUGGAUCUGCUGUACGUUCAAUAUGUGCUGUGUCAAAGAUGCAUGUAUUCAUGCCUGGUCCCUCUAAUAUCCGUGAUGUAGUUUACAGACAAAAUGGGAUUGUAAAUGGUAGAGAUCCUUUUAUAUUAAUCUCUGUUGGUGCAAAACGGGUUGUCACUGCUUGGAAACAAACAGUGACAACAAUCAAAAACAGGGUGGAUGCUUUGAGCAGUGAGAUGAACAAGAACAAUGAAAAUAACUCCUCCGAUUCAUCGGCAGCAACCAUGUCUUCAUUGUCUUUCCAGUGGCUCUCAACGGAUAUGCCAUUGAGACACAACAGUAACAUGAAAAGACAAGACAGCAACAAUGUUUCUGAAACACCCGAAGAUGGUAUAGUUACAGCCUCGAAUGCUAUUCCUUGUGAAUCAGUUUCUCCAGAAUGCAGGAACACAGAACCAAACCUCUACCCUGUAGAUAAUUUUGAUAAUGACUGGAGAUACCUAGAUGUCACUGCUUUUAUUGUAAAAGAGGCUGGAUCCAGGUUUUCUGUCUGUUUUGUUAUUGUGGCUUGUUCAGAUGCUACGGUUACCCUGAGGGCUCUUGUGUUGCCUUUCCGGCUUUGGUUUGAUGUUGCCUUUUUGGCUCCAUUGUCAUCACCUGUGCUAUCUUUGCGGCAUGUUGUCACUCCUAGACUUCUAUCAAAAGAAAACUCACAGAUUGGAAGUUUUUACAUGGCAAUUACUGGAUCCACUGAUGGAAGUAUAGCUAUCUGGGAUCUGACCGAGAGUGUCGAAAACUUUAUGAGGCAAAUAGCAGGUCUUCAGAUGGAAAACUGCCUAGAUUUCCAGAAGCGGCCUCGUACUGGUAGAGGGAGUCAAGGGGGUAGAUGGUGGCGAUCCAUAGAUACUAAGAAACCAAAGAAGAGACCAGUGAAUUGCAAAUUGAGAGAAAAAGGUAGCAACCUUUCAGUCUCUGCUCGAAGAACAGAAUCUAGCAAGGAAAAGGACGAUCAUUUGCAUGAAACAUCUGAAACAUCAAUGUUUAAACAAAGUGAUGAUCAUGUACCUUUGAAGGUUGACGAUCAGAGUUCUCUUGUGUCUGAAAGGAAAACAGAUACUUUAUCACCACAAAUAAGUGUAGUAGAGGCCAUGCAGGUCUUUGAUAAUAUCCACCAGUCCGGGGUCAAUUGCCUUUUCGUCUCUGAAAUAAAAAACCAACGACUUAAUGAUUCUCUGUCCACAUUCUACAUUGUAAGCGGCGGCGAUGAUCAGGCGAUUAAUUGUCUUAGAUGUGAUUUUGAAUUAGACCCUAUGAUGAAGUCCCAAAAUACGAAUACGAAUACUAAUAUCCAUUUCAACUCUAAGCCAGUGGCUACGAACAAUUGCAAUCAGCAUUUUCGGAUCCAAAACCAUCAGAUGCAGGUUACAUAUCUGGAUAAGAGCAUCUCAGCUCAUAGUUCUGCUGUCAAAGGUGUAUGGACGGACGGGAGUUGGGUUUUUUCUGUUGGUCUUGAUCAGCGAGUCAGGUGUUGGAAUCUUAGUCAUGAUAAACUUACAGAGUGUGCCCAUCUGAUCAUCAAUGUGCCCGAGCCAGAAUCAUUAGAUGUUAAAAUCUGUGGCAGAAAUCAUUAUCAGAUUGCAGUUGCUGGAAGGGGGAUGCAGAUGAUAGAAUUCCGUCCAACAAAUUAGGUGGAUAUCGAAAUGUAGGUUGUUUUGGCUUAGGGGCAUCGACCAUCAUCCUCAUUGUCACAGAAUUUGCUACUUCUGGAAUGGUUGCAUGCUCAACCCUGCGUAGAGUCUAGAUUCAGCUGCACGUCCCACAGAUUCAGCAUCAUGUUGAGGUUGUAGAAGCCUUCUACCAAGUGCUGUUUUUUUAUAAGUCACAACUUACAAAAGGCUGGGAUUCAUAACCACCUAUACAUGAAAGUUUUCUGCUCUCUCUCUCAACAAAAGGUUGUUUUGCCAACUCUUGAUGCUGACAAAUUGCCAUCUCCUUUGAGUUGGUAGCUAUGUAAUUGCAUCUAUUUUAAGUAUUUUCUCUCUGUUUGGUUGGUGAGCAGAUCAAACUCCCUUAUGAUAUUGUCACAAAAAUCGACUUUUUUAUUUAUUUAAUUUAAUUUAAUUUGGUUGGUGGUUGUCUUA